CAUGGAAAACACUUGUAAAGCUAUGAAAGAUUACUUUUAUAGUCUCUACACAGGACCAACUAUCGAUGAUAUGCUAUUUCAUUGUAAUGCAGAAGAAUUUCAUCAUUUCGAAAGAGAUGAAACUUUGGGAAUGAUAGGCGAUGUAUCUGGUUUAGGAGCGGGAAUUGGAAGACUUACUGGUCAUUUGGCUAAAACUGCAAAACAAGUUGUUGCUGUUGAUUUUGUGAAAGAAUAUUGUGACAAGAAUAGAGAACUACACCAAUCUUUGCAAAAUGUUCAAGUCAAACAUUGCGAUGUUGUUUUUUUAAAAGAAAAAAAUCAUUCCUUUGAUUUGGUUACAACGAAUUGGCUUUUUAUCUGCUUUCACUCCACAGGUAAUAAGGUGAGAGUUGAUAAUCCAACUCUUUAUAGAACGCCCAGAGAAUAUAUUCAUAUCCUAAAUGAUGUUCUUAAAGAGUACAAUGGAACCAUUUAUGGUUUUAAUGUUGAUUUUAUUAAAUCUUCAAAAUUUGUAAUUUUCGAACUCAAAAAGAAUAAUCAGUUCUGCUGUAUGUCUGCAAAAGUUGCAAAAGAUUGCAGAGAGAAUAUUGAUACUGAACGAGAUUUACUCAACGAUGUCAUUCUAUAUGAAAAAGUAUUCGGAGAGGAUUUUUUAAGCAAUGGCGCUUCAGCAGUAACAUUCAAUUUUAUUGAAAAAUUGAAUAUUCAAAAAGAAGAAUUCGUUUUAGAUAUAGGAUGUAAAAUUGGCGGAAGUUCAAUACAUAUGGCCAAAAAGUAUGGAUGUAUUGUGUAUGGAUAUGAUCUAUCACCACACAAAAUAGCUCUCGCAUUUCAAAGGGCACACAAACAAAAAUUGUUCAAUGUUGUCUUUGAGCAAAAUGACUUUACCAGCAUGAUAUUUCCCGAAUCCUUUUUCAGUGUCAUCUAUUGUGGAGAUUCUAUUGGCAAAGUCAAAGAUAAAUUGGCAAUUCUUAAGACCUUUUAUCAUUUAGAACAAGAAUUAUCGACCAUGAAAGAGAUUGAGCAAGAUUGCAAAGAUAUUUCCAAAAAGUGUCUAUGUAACAUCGUGAACAAUUGGCAGGAAAAUAUCGACAAAUGUAUGGAUGAUGAAUUAGUUUUCUGUGGGUUUUUGGCUUUUAAAGAUGAAAACUGCUGA
This is a messenger RNA of Dimorphilus gyrociliatus, 1156 nucleotides long. The record is from the annotation of a GenBank genome assembly. Lineage: Eukaryota; Metazoa; Annelida; Polychaeta; Dinophilidae.